Molecule: messenger RNA, 1536 nt
Organism: Uncinocarpus reesii 1704
Lineage: Eukaryota; Fungi; Ascomycota; Eurotiomycetes; Onygenales; Onygenaceae
Exons: 1
Coding region: 1-1536 (511 amino acids)
Source: RefSeq, a predicted model, not a curated record
AUGCCACCCAAAACCAUCCUUGAUCGUCUUUCGGAGCCGAAUCCGAAUCUCGACAACGAGAAUAUUUUAGAAGGGAAACCCACAAAACAUGUACCUGAAGAAGACAUUGUGAUUCAACCAUGGGAAGAUUUUACGUUCGAAACCCUUAUGGCCACUUACGGCGACGUCUUAAGGUGCGAACUGGACAUCCCAAAAAGUUCUCCUAUAUCCAAACUAGAGUGCAUGAUAUUUGACGAAGACUCGCUCGACCAUUUAUUGACUCGAGCGAUAACCCCUAUCGUUAACGAUGCCCUAGAAGGGGCAUGGCGGAUAUGUUACAAAGACAAUGCGGACCUUCGGGUUGAUAUGUCACGCGGUGGACGGGCACGCAAACCUCAAAGUGUCAACGAGAAGGAAGAGGAAGAGGAGGGGAAAAAGGAAGCAGCCCGUCAAGGAUCCGAUAAAAAGGACAAAUCAACAGUCUCGGCAAAAACAUCAUUUCCCGAUUGGGCCGGGGUUCGAAAGCGCCGAUAUUCGCCUGGGUUUGACAACCGUUGCCCUGGAGAAACAAAGCUUGCAUCAAAAUGGCACUCAAAAGAACACACCGGGGAAGAUCACUAUAUGUGGCCUUUCGCGCAGGCCAUCAUCUACGUAAAAAAGUGGAACACUCGAUAUGCCUAUAUAAUUUCUAACAAGGAACUUUGUGUCUUGCGGUUCUCUACGGCGCGAAUCGGUUCUGGACUGGCACAAUCACGGCUCCGGCGGGAACUGCCCGCACCCAAUGCACCACAGCACCACCGUACUAUUUCAGUUGCUUCGGUCACGUCAGCUGCUAGUCGCAUGUCGAUUGACUCACCGUCCCAGCAUUCCCGACAAGAAUCUGUUUCGAGCGACGUACAAAUGUCGUCUUCGUACCAACAGAGUGCCCAUGCAGGUGAUAUGAGACCUGUGGAAAUGAAAACCAUUCCCUGGUCCAAUCACGGACAUGGGAAGCUUACGGUCAAGCUUGCUCUCUGGUGGAUCCACAUGUUGGCUGGUGCACCCGGCUGUGACAUAUUCAUCGGCCAUGAUUAUCAUGAUCUUAAUACUUGGAUUCACGAGAACGGCAGGUAUCAACAUGUUUCAACUGGGAUUGUUACCACAGUUAAACCCACGAGCGGUAGAAUUGAGACGAGCCGAUCCCCUCAAAAUCCGGUGACCCCUCCUCGAGAUCGACGAGCUCUGUCUUCCAGCCCUCUCUCCUCUCCGCCAAACCAGGUGUCAAGCCCACCCGGGAUGACCCCCGUCUUGCCAAAUGUUGAGGAUAUUACGAGGCUAAGCUUUGACAAAAAGCGUAACCAGUUCCAAUAUGAGGCAAACCCUCGCAGGUACGGAUACUUUUCGCCGGGGACGCCAAUCUGGAGUAUCCGGCACCGUGCGCAACUUUAUGCGAUUCUUAAUGACGGCCAGCCUAUUUGGGUUCGUCAAAGGGAAAGAUCAAGCAGUGGGAAUGACACGGAAAGCGGUGAGAGCGACCGGAGCGGCGAGCUGCCUCCUCAACCCAGAAGGAGGCGUUGA